CGUAAUGAGGAGAGAGAGCGGCGGCGGCGGCGGCGUUAAAGAGUGCCAGAUGGAAAAGACCGGCAGCGAGUGUUUCCAGAAUCAGACGGAGGAAUCGGCUCCAGAAAGUAAAACGCUACCAGAGUCACAGCAGCAGCGGCGUCCAGAGCAGAGCGGGAAACUCAACACGAAGCCGACAGACGCCGGCGACGAGGCGGAGGGCGGCGGCGGCGGCGGCAGGAAGACGAAGCCGCCGCAUAAACACGACUGA
Messenger RNA from Stegastes partitus (bicolor damselfish), 250 nucleotides. Its product is annotated as leucine zipper protein 2-like. The record is from RefSeq and is a predicted model, not a curated record. NCBI's taxonomy places the organism in Eukaryota, Metazoa, Chordata, Actinopteri, Pomacentridae. The transcript has 3 exons. Bases 5 to 250 code for a protein of 81 amino acids.